This is a messenger RNA of Phragmites australis (common reed), 578 nucleotides long. RefSeq names its product transcription elongation factor 1 homolog. The transcript has a single exon. Gene Ontology annotation, biological process: transcription elongation by RNA polymerase II. The record is from RefSeq and is a predicted model, not a curated record. Bases 85 to 384 code for a protein of 99 amino acids. Gene Ontology annotation, cellular component: transcription elongation factor complex. Gene Ontology annotation, molecular function: RNA polymerase II complex binding. NCBI's taxonomy places the organism in Eukaryota, Viridiplantae, Streptophyta, Magnoliopsida, Poales, Poaceae.
GCGUCCUCCCGUCCAUCGACUCGACUCGCCGACUGCUUCGCGAGCACGUACGCGCGAGAUCUGCCGGGGCAUCGAUCACCAGCCAUGGGGAAGAGGAGGUCGAGGAAGGCGUCCAAGGCGACGGCGCCGCCCAAGAAGUUGAAGCUGGACACGGCCUUCGACUGCCCCUUCUGCAACCACACCGGCAGCGUCGAGUGCAGCAUCGACCUCAAGCACAGGAUCGCCGUGGCGUCGUGCGGCGUCUGCAAUGAGAGGUACUGCACCGUCGCCAACGCGCUCACGGAACCCGUCGACGUCUACAGCGAGUGGAUCGACGCGUGCGAGCGCGCCAACGAAGGCGUCGUCGUCCGCCGGGGCUACGCCGACGAGACUGACGAUUUCUGAUCGUGAAUGCCACAGUUAGUUUCAGGCGGUUUGUGACAAAGAUCCAUUCGGCCCUCAAGCUUGUUGCCGAGUUGGAUACUUGGAUAUGAUUGCUUUGUUUUUGCUUCUCUGCAAAAAUUGUACAUCAAUGGAAUAAAGAUGAGAGAUGUAAUUGUCGAAGAUUUAUUUCUGACAAUAUGUCAGUAAUUGAACCA